AUGAUUUCUUUCUGGAAGAAUUUGUUUCAUCGCAAGAAGGCUUUGGGCUCAUUAGAAGCACCUCCACCAUACAAUAACACAAAUCCUAAAUUCUCUGCAGCUGCCGAAACCUCCGCCCAAUGGCUUAUCCCCUCUCAUAACGUGAAAGCUCAAUCCUCCGCGGCUACCCAAACCAAUCCAGGUACCCCAUCGUCUACAUUUCCGCCUAUUCAUAUACUCACAACGAACACUCGUCCGAGUAUUACCUCGCAAAGCAUUCCACAAUGGAAUUGGAACCACGCUGAAUGUCGAUUAUGGAUAUUCAAAAUGUUGACUGAUAAGUGUGGUAGAUCAGAACAACAUUCCUACGAGCUGGCCAUGAUGUGGGAAGGCUUUGGCCCGGCAUUGUUUAUGACUGAAUAUAGUACAUGGCAGAAGUGGUUGGGGCCAAAUGAUGGAAUAUCAAUCCAUAGUGUUAUUAUUGAAAACUUGCGGUCAGAGGGAGCUGUACCAAGUAAUCUAGCAAUUCAGACUGCUAUGCCUUUCGAAUUUAUCAAUAAUUCAAGAAUCAAUCAUGCAGUCCGAAAACGCAUCCGGAGUCACGUCGCUUUGGGAAGGAAUGCUGGAAAGAAGCUCGUCCGACCGUCUAGAAUGAAAGCAACUGGAAUGAAACGUGUAUUCACUUCGGCUUGUAUAAAUUUGAGAAGUGCCCAGAUUGGCUCGGGUCAUCUAGAACAACAGGACUCGGAGGAGAAUACCACUUAUGAGAUCGAACGCCAGGUUGGGAAUAUCAUUUCUUGUCUUCCAUUUCCAGAUCACGUUUUCAAAGACAAGCAAAUCAUUCAGAGAACUUUUGCAUUCAUAAGCAGUAUAGGAUACCCCGCGGAAUUGAGCAAAGCUUUUAUUAAAACUCAGACAUCUACUUCGAUAUUCGUCCAGUUCAUGCUUUUAGACGAAGCAUGUUUACACUGCGGUGUAGCUGUGUCAGUCACGGCUCUCAAUAACCUCAUCCUAAAUCAGGAAGAUCCAAAGAUAGCUAUGCAUCAUCUUUCGCUUGCAUUUCGCUUGAUUAAUGAGAAACUAUCUGGAAAAGAGGCCGUAGCUGAUACUACCAUUGCGGUUGUGUUGACUAUGUCACAUUAUUAUAGGUUGCAGGGUCAAUUCAGUCAAGGCCUUGUACAUAUUCAAGGACUCGAAAGGAUGGUUAAGAUGAGGGGUGGCAUCUCAAAUCUUAAAAGGGAACAGUACACUCUUGCUCAAAAAAUAUUCAGGGCUGAUCUCGAAUAUUCUCUCCAUUCGGGCGCCUGCACACGAUACAAUGUUCAGGACAUUGAAUCCAAUGAUACGUUCUGCGCAAGUGAGAGUAGGAAUCUAGAUUUCUACAAAAACAAGGCAAUCUCAUGUGCAUUAGUUUCAUUACCACUGAGCACCGAUCUCCUUGUUCUUCUGGUAGAUACUAUUAGUUUCACUCUGUUGCUCAAUGAUGCCAUUGUCGGAAGAGCUCCCCCUUUGGCUGGUCACAAGCUUCACAACACGCUUCUUCUUCUUGGAUAUCGUCUUCUCUCCAUGUGUCCUUUAGGAGAUUGUCGUCCUAAGAACUCUCUGGAGAAUGCAAUUCACUUAGGCCUGGCGUCAUUCAUCUCAACAUUUAUGCGUGGACUCGAUGGGAAAGUCCCAGUCAAUCCAUUGUUGGCUAAUUUGCUUAGAUCUUCUACACAAGAACUUUCUAAAAACAAAUAUGGAUCUCCAGAGGCAUUACUCUGGUUAUUGCUUAUAGGGAAAGCCUCAAUCUUCGGAAGUCUUGAUGAUGCUUGGCUAGCUUUGGAUAUAAGCCAAACUAUGCAAGUUCUCAAUCUUCAAGGUCAUACUGAUGUACAACAAAAGCUGGAAAGCUUUCCUUGGAUCUAUGCCUUGCACGAUAAAGAGGUCAGUGCAUUACUGCAAUCGAUUGAAGGGUCUCAUUCCGAUGCUUCGACCACUUAG
Molecule: messenger RNA, 1962 nt
Organism: Botrytis fragariae
Lineage: Eukaryota; Fungi; Ascomycota; Leotiomycetes; Helotiales; Sclerotiniaceae
Exons: 5
Coding region: 1-1962 (653 amino acids)
Source: RefSeq, a predicted model, not a curated record